GGGAAAUUAAUCACAAUAAUAAAACAAAUUGCUAAUUUAUUUAUUACUUUUACAGUUAUUUAUUUCUACUACCUACCUACGUAUUUAUGUUAUCCUUUCACAUAUAACUUUAAACAGGUUCCUAUAAUAAUUUCUGACAGUAGAUCAUUUAUAAAAAUGGCUAAAAGAGCGAAUCCAUUUUUAGAAGAUUUUGUUCCUCAAAGUAAAACUCAUGUUGGAUUAAAACAAUUCAAUAACAAUGAGUAUAGAUUGCAGAAAGUAUACGAAAAAACUUUAGAUCUUCUAUUCAAAGGCGCGAAAAAAUCACUCGCUCACGAUUUAAUCGACUCGAACAUCACUGUUCUAAAGAAGAAAGAUAAUAUGAAACAGUUAGUUAUAGGGAAAGAUGGUUGCCUUCACUCUGGUAAUGUGAUGGUGGAGAAGAGUAGAAGCACAGUCCAAUGUAAUUGUGGAUCGGAAUCAGAGUCCAGCUGUGCUUACUGCGAGAGGUCGCUGUGUGUGUGCUGCCAGCAUCACUGCGCCCGGUGUGCACACCCAUAUUGCUCACAGUGUUCACUUAUUGGAUUGGAAGGCGCAGAAGUAUGUGUGUCCUGUUAUGGUUAAAUAGAGAAAUUCGUAGUUAUUUCGUUGAUGCAUGUACAUAUAUAGUUACAAUUGAAGUUGUUUGUAAAUACGAUGAAUUUGUAAUAAUACACGCAAUAGUCUAAUUAGAACUAUUAGUAAUUUAAAGGCUCAGAGCUAAUAAUUGACUGAAGUUAAUAUUAAGGACUUAUUUUAAUUGUUACAAAAUAUAUAACUAAUAAUGAUAUUAAAUAAAAGAAACUUUUCAAUUAU
This is a messenger RNA of Achroia grisella, 834 nucleotides long. Its product is annotated as apoptosis regulatory protein Siva-like. Gene Ontology annotation, biological process: extrinsic apoptotic signaling pathway. The record is from RefSeq and is a predicted model, not a curated record. Gene Ontology annotation, molecular function: CD27 receptor binding. Lineage: Eukaryota; Metazoa; Arthropoda; Insecta; Lepidoptera; Pyralidae. Bases 157 to 603 code for a protein of 148 amino acids. The transcript is spliced from 4 exons.